Molecule: messenger RNA, 1340 nt
Organism: Saccostrea cuccullata (small rock oyster)
Lineage: Eukaryota; Metazoa; Mollusca; Bivalvia; Ostreida; Ostreidae
Product: paired box protein Pax-2-B-like
Exons: 1
Coding region: 7-1317 (436 amino acids)
Biological process (GO): regulation of DNA-templated transcription
Molecular function (GO): DNA binding
Source: RefSeq, a predicted model, not a curated record
AAUCAAAUGGGUGGAUCCUACGUGAAUGGCAAGGCACUCCCCGAGUCUGUGCGCCGACAGAUUGUAGAAAUGUCGUUGAACAACGUCCGUGCCUGCGACAUCGCCAAGCAGCUCAAAGUUUCACAUGGAUGUGUAAGCAAACUGCUGAAGAAAUUCCGCAACACGGGAUUUUACACAGCGGGGUCGACAGGCGGAUCCAAGCCAAAGGUAGCCGUCCCAGAAGUGGUGGAUAUAAUCAUGAAAUACAAGGAUGAAAAUCCGACCAUGUUUGCCUGGGAAAUAAGAGACAGACUGAUAAAAGAGAGGAGAUGUACGAAGUUCAAUGUUCCAAGUAUCAGCUCCAUUAACAGAAUAUUACGUAGCCAUUCAUCCGACCAAUCUCGCAGAUCUUCUUUGGGUUCCAGUUGCUCUCCAUCAUCUUCUGAAAGCUCCAUCAGCCCACCCAUUGUCUCCAAACGCUCUCCUGUUGGUUACAGCAUCAACGAUAUCUUAGGUCACCAGAACGCCUCCAGUAGUUUCGAAUUCUCCUCAACACCCAUAAUGCCUAAAUCAGGAAAAAGGAAGUUCGAUGAAAUUGAUGACGGUGACAUACUGGCAGUUGCAGCGAAGUCGGCCAGACUGAUUGAAGAGGAAGCCGCACCGAAAAGAACAACGGAAACAGAUGUUGCCAACUGUUCUUUGCCGAUUCCUCCACCUCCCUCUACUGACCUCUGCAAGGAUUUAGGAUCUCUCCUUGACAUGCUUCCAUGGGUCCCCUCACAAGUCUCAGCAUUGAAAAGCAAUCCCACAUAUCUGGACGACUCCUUCUCUUCCCUGAUUGGUCCCAGUAAAGUACCAUUUGAAAGAGAUUUCCAGGAAACUCUAGCAACGCCGAAUGAGAAAAUUCGUCAAGAAAACGAGGACAAAAGUCAACCCUUAUGCGUGACAGAAGUAUCGAAACCAAACUCAGUAAGACGCGAGAUGCCCUAUACUUCUCUCCCUACGCCCCAAUUCCACGACAGUUUUUAUUCUCAUCACACGACCACAGGACCAAAACCUGUAUCAUCUCUUGUGUGUUCCACUGCAUCGAUGUCAAAUACCGGCCCAGUCGCCUCGACCUCCUACUACGCUGUUCCUCCAUGCUCCCAGCCUCUCUCUGCAGGGGUAUCAAGCUACAGCUAUCCCAACUACGCAACUCAAACUUAUGUAGCAAACCAGAGAAAUCACUACCCCAACACUACAAUGGUUUCGGGACGCCCUUCUGCUGCAUUUUAUUCUCCAAUUACAAGCUAUGCUGGGUAUUCUACCACACCAUAUCCAUACUUUUAUCAACAGUGAUCGGCAUAGAGACUUGUUGUCCA